UUGUAAAACUGUCCCCAUAAAACUAAUAAUUAAUAUUUAGUUAAUUUAGAAUUUUGUUAGUUGUCCCUAAAAUAACUAGUUUGGGCGAAGUAAGAAUCUGUCACGCAAAACGUCACCCAGCCGUUGGUGCAUUUGUUCCCCUCUCUCCCACGAUUAGCAGUUCCGAAACCCAGGGUUUCUAUUGCCGUUCGUGCGACUAUCUAAUCGCCACUCUCCGGCGAAGUGGCCCCGCUUCCCGGCGGUUUGGCUGUAUGAGUGCCUCUUGCGGCCUUAUAAGGCCCUGGUGGCCUCUUAGGGUUCAUCAAGUUCCAAUCCCCCUCUUGCAUCUUCAAUUGCAAUUGUCGCCUUUGUCCGUCGUUGAGCAUCUCCCCAUGGCUGCCACGGUCAGUGUUGUGUUCACAGAUGAAGCAAUUGCCGUCUCUGAAGAGCGAACCAGCCUCAGCCUCAUUGGGCGAAUCUUUGGCCCCGCUCCAUCGACGGGGAGUCUUCAGCAUUUCUUGGUUGACGUUUGGAACUGCAAGGGGUCGCUGACGGUUCUCCCGAUGCCGGCGGGCCUGGUCCAAUUCAUCUUCUCGGACCCUUUGGAUCGAAAGAAGGUGUUGGCGGUUACUCCCUGGAUCAUAUCCCGAUUCAUGAUUCAUGUUCAAGAAUGGGAGGAACCAUCAGAGGAGGUCGCCCAAUCGCUCAUAAGGGUGCCGCUUGACGUUCAACUUUGGGAUGUGCCCUAUGAACGCCUCACCACCCUCAUGGCCCGAUGCCUUGGUUCAGCAAUGGGGGACCUCAAGGAUGCUGCUGUCUAUGUAGGAUCUGAAACUUGCGGUGCUUUCCUCCACGUUCGAGUGGCUCUGGAUGUUUCGGCUCCGCUGCCACAGACUGUUUCUGCUUCUCACGUGGCCAACAGUAAGGGUCCUUUCAAAGCUCUGGUUUUGUUUGAACGUCUCCCGUUGUUCUGCUUUUGUUGUGGAGUUAUAGGUCACAGUGGUCGUCGUUGUGCUCGUGCAUCGGAGUUCGUCGGGAAACCUCUGCCAUAUGGGAGACAUACUGGCACGCUAAAACACAAUACCAAUCUGCGACCAAGUGUAAUCGCAGACCGGGAAUGCAGUAAAGUGACAAGUGAUAUUAUCAACCCGGGGUCUAGAUCUACUGCUUACUCAGUGAUUAUCUAUUAUCUAGCCAACUAAAGUAAGUGAUUGUUGUUUUAAAAGCAAAAGCAGAAAGAAAGCAGGAAUUGAUACGAUUUUCUCAAGCAGGUAAGAGUCACUCGGGAAUGAGUCCCCCUAGCUCCUUAGUUAGGUUCAAUUGCAAUUACCCUGGGUUGAUUUACUGUUGAUUAGACUGCGGAAGAUCCGACAGUAGCUUGGAAUCUCUUAAGCUGACCAAGCCCUCUCAGUCUAACUACCCGGCAGACGACUAGUCUUCACCGGGAUAGAAAGCUGAAGCAGUAAGAACAGAACUCCACUACUGGAAUUAGAUUCCAGUACAAAGUAGUAAACUGGCUAACUCUCGUAUAGCCAAUCUCCUACUACCGAAUGAUGAGACUCUAGCAACCUAAUCAUAUUCUAUCUAUCUCAGAUUGCAGCCGGAAUAAGGAAAAGUUGAUCAGACUUCAAUUGACUCAAAAAACAUGCAUCAUUCGAUUAAAAUCAAACAGUAAUAUCAUCCCAAGUCAUUACAAUCAAUCCCUAACACAUAGAACUAGGGUUCUUCAUCCCCAAGUGAGAGAGGGGUUCUACUCCAUAGAGAGAGAGAGGAAAACAAGAUACAAAGCAGUCAUACUCAUACUUAUGGGAAGAAUCUGCUCUGGGAUGAUGAUUUCCACUCCUAUGACGAUCUCCAAGCUUGAUUUGAUGAAACCCAGCUCCAAGAUAGCUUCUAGGAUGUGUUCUUCGUCCUUUCUCUCUCUAGGGCUCUGUUUUUGCUCAAGAAAUCCGAUUCUCUCCCUUGUGGCUCGAAAUUGGCUGAAAAACCAAGAUUUCCCGACUCGCACGGGCAGGCCACACGGCCGUGUGGCUCACCCAGUUGCCCGUGCGAGUCAAAACGCGGCGUAUCAAUUAGUUCGAUCUUCAGGCUUCCCGCACGGCCAGGGUCGCACGGCCGUGUGGGAUUUCCAUCCUGCCCGUGCUUGCUCUCGACGAAAAUCACACGGCCACAAAUGUGAGUUGCACGGUCGUGUGAUGUCCAGGAAUGCCCGUGCAGCUUCCUUAACACCUCGCCACGCGUCCGAUUUUCGUCCAAUCGACCCCAAACUCGCUCCCAAGCCCCCAUUCACGUACUAGGACCUGAAAUAUCACAAACAAGCACAACCUAGCGUGAAAUCGGCCUAAAACGCGAGAAUCAACACCUCAAACGGUGUAAGAACAGGGGUAAAAAUAUGUGUAAUUAACGGUCUAUCAAACUCCCCACACUUAACCGUUUGCUUGUCCCCAAGCAAACCAAGUCAGAUACAAGGUAAGCUUACAUAUUUCAAUCAACCAACAUUGGGGACAAGCCAUAAAGGCACAGAACACGUGAAUCGUACUGGUUUUCAAACAUCAAUACCUGACCAACUUCAAUAGCAACCUGGACAACCACCACAAAGGACAUUCGAGUGCAGCAAAAUCGAGUAAAGGAAGAGUCUCCCUUCUGUUCACCAACCAACCUAGACUUGACUCAACCACUUACUCAAAACAGUCAACUCAUGAAUCCAACUCAAGACAUCAGAAUAGAGACCGGGCAAUCUAGGUCCUCACCGGGGUACAAGAGUAUAUAGAAUAUGAAAAUGAAUCACUCACUCUCGACCAGUGGGGUCAGGACAAUUUGAGGCGAAAAAUGCGCAUGUUAUUUCUCUCAAUCCCUAACAUCUCUUCACCAUGAUGGCAGCCUCUAAAUGCUAGAGUUCACAUAUGGGGUGUCACCACUAACUAAUCAGGAGGUCUUAGACACAGGUUCAAAUGACUGGCUAGGGUCUUGGACAUGGGGAAAAGGCCUUUUAGGUGGUGGAAGUAUUCAUAGCACAAGGUUCCACAUUUCCAAACCCACACAAUCACAGUCAAACAAACCGGUAUUUCCUUUCUGCUAUUCUGCAUUACUCAAUAUCUUAAGAGCACAAGAGCGAAGGAGGUAUAAAUGUCAGCAUUUCCA
Linum trigynum is the source of this 3120-nucleotide messenger RNA. The record is from the annotation of a GenBank genome assembly. NCBI's taxonomy places the organism in Eukaryota, Viridiplantae, Streptophyta, Magnoliopsida, Malpighiales, Linaceae.